AUGGCCGACAAGGAACUAACCAAGUCGACCAAACAACGUUGGGGUUGGGGAUGGGGAUGGGGAUGGGGUUGGAGUAGGGGUGGGGAUCAGGGUCAAGGUCAAGGGCAAAGACAAGGUGGGUGGCCUCAGGCUCCAAGUAGUUACAAUCUUAGUCACGGUGGAGAUUGCCCUUUCACUCACAAAAAUAAAACUCUUAGUCGUAAAUCAAAUAAGAUUGUCGUUGGAGGUUCUGCCAAUUGGAAUUUUGGCUUCAAUUACACUGAUUGGGCUCUCAGAAAUGGACCAUUUUACAUCAAUGAUAAAUUAGUGUUUAGAUACGCAGCACCAGUAAACCAAGGACCAGGACACAGUGUAUAUUUACUGCCAGACUUCAUGAGCUACUUAAACUGCGACUUAAGCAGAGCCACGCGCCUAGCAAACACCAACCAAGGCGGAGGCAAAGGGUUCGAGUACAAGAUCACAAAAUGGCAGCCUCAUUACUUUGCUUGUGGCGAACAUAACGGCAUUCAUUGCAAUCUUGGCAUGAUGAAGUUCUUUUUUAUGCCUAGCUUUCGCUACCCCAAUUGAUUUGUUACUAGCUACUUUACAUUAUUCUCCUGCUAGGGAAUUUGAAAGGCAAUGCAAUGCAAUUUAUUAUACUUAAGUUUAAUUAUAUUGGAAUUUCAUCACCUACUGUACUUUUUUAGUAAGUUUUAAUUCUCUUUUUACUGAGAUUGUAUUUGUAACAUGUUUGCUGAAUACGGAACAAAUCAAAGUAGUUCUAAUAUAAAAUAAUGAAAUUUAAAGCUAUAUU
Amaranthus tricolor (Joseph's coat) is the source of this 793-nucleotide messenger RNA. RefSeq lists its product as uncharacterized. The transcript has 2 exons. The record is from RefSeq and is a predicted model, not a curated record. NCBI's taxonomy places the organism in Eukaryota, Viridiplantae, Streptophyta, Magnoliopsida, Caryophyllales, Amaranthaceae. The coding region runs from base 1 to 567 and encodes 188 amino acids. Gene Ontology annotation, molecular function: electron transfer activity.